Molecule: messenger RNA, 345 nt
Organism: Entrophospora sp. SA101
Lineage: Eukaryota; Fungi; Glomeromycota; Glomeromycetes; Entrophosporales; Entrophosporaceae
Source: the annotation of a GenBank genome assembly
AUGGCAAAAUUUAAAAAAAUACAAGAUUUAAGCAUAAUCAAACAGAAAAAAUCUGACUCACUUGAAUAUGAUGAAAUUUAUCAAAUUUUAACACAUCCUGAGUUAAACAAAGGCAUACCAUUAUCCACCACUUACAAAACCUAUUUCUGGUUAUGUUUCUUGUGUGGUUUUUGUGGUGGAGAUGCUCAAAGAUUAAAAUUGGCAAAUGUGGAAUUAGCAGCUAUUAAUGGACAGACAAUUACAAUUCCUCGUGAAAAAAACAAUGCUAGCUACAGUUUGCUGAAAAUUUCUAUAAAAAACUGUAAUAAUGUUCAAAUAAAUCUUCAAAUCGCACCAAAAGAUUAA